UAACAUUCCACAAGUGGCAGAUGUUGACACUUCCGGUUAUGUGGGCAUCCGCUUAGUUCAAAUUGUACGUUAGCGGAAGUUGGUUCUUAAUUUGUCGGUCGGUUUGCCAACGGUUCUUCAAAAAGAGUUACUUUUAACUAAUUUUAAUGGGAAUAAUCAAUCAAAUCAAGUGCAAUAUAUGAUAUGAAUACACUGAAAAAGUGAUAAUUACAAAGAAAAUAUUUCCCCAUAAAGCAAAAGAAAAAAAUUGAAUUAAAAAUAUUAAAGAGAUUUGAAGAAUCCGUUAAAAUAAAGCAUCAAGAUUGGAUUAUUGAAAAAUGUUACAUAUACUACAAUAGUUGCCAGCAUUGGCAGGAAUAAAAUAUAAGAAGAGCUCUCAUAAUCUUUUGUAAAUCAGAUAACCCGCCCACACUGCUGUAAAAUGAAUCAUGAUUUGAUGUGUAAAUUAAACAUGCACGACACUCAAGUGAUGGAUUUGAUGGGUUCCCAUGAUUUUGUGCAAUUGCAGCAACAGCAAAAUGUUCAACAGCAACAACAAAUGCUCACUUAUCAAAUGACGGAAACACAGACACAAACAACUCCCCCAAAUGUACCAUCACAUUCCGAUAAUCCUGAUAACACCAGAUCGUCAAGGCCAAUAAGACGAGCUAGUCGCAGGACACCACAGUUAAGCAAUAAUUAUGAUAUGGAAAUGACAGAUUCAAGUUCGCAAAGCGAUGACACCAGUGGAGGAGGUGGCAGCAGUAAUGGUGGCGGGAGCGGGGCACGACCUUCAAGUCGUGGCAGAAAUUCAUCGGGCACAAAUCCCAAUCGCCGCAGAAAGGGCACACUUAAUGCAAAGGAACGAAAUUUACGCCGCCUGGAGUCCAACGAAAGAGAACGCAUGCGAAUGCACAGCCUAAAUGACGCAUUUCAGUCCUUACGAGAAGUGAUUCCCCAUGUAGAAAUGGAACGCCGCCUCUCAAAAAUAGAAACGCUGACAUUGGCCAAAAAUUACAUCAUCAAUUUGACGCACAUAAUACUGGCCAAACGUAAUGAGGAGUCGGCUUUGGAAUUCAAUGGCGCGCUUAUGAACGGCAACGGUGCUGUAGAUACCACUACAGUUAACAAUGGUAUUGAGCCUGACGUCAAUAUUCUUGGUUUAAAUGGCAAUCCCGCUGGCAAUAAUGCUAACGGCCUAAUUGCACUAUCCGGUAAUUGCUAUGACGACACGUCACUGGCCAAUGGAGCGACCUAUAAUUGUACUCUCCUCGCGGAACACCAUCAAAAUGUCACACCCCAGUCAUUGACAACAGCAACCACUACGAUACAGAUACAGAAUCAACCACUCAGCCACAUGCACCAUCAGUCUCAUCACAUCAUGAUUUCCAAUCACAAUCAGAUCCUGAUGCCUCAACAACAAACGCCGAAUGUACCACCACCUCCACCGCAACAGCAAAAUGCUAUUAUUAUGAAUGGCUAUGGCGAUACUGCGGGCGAUAACAACAACUUCGAUGAACCAUUUCGAGAGUUCUUGUAAGGUCCCAGGUUCGAUACCAUCUAUUCGGGAAUGACAACCCCUCUCGGGAUAUCAACGAAUAUUGAUUUCUGAAUGUUUAGCUCUAAGUAUAGUGCCGAGGAGUACAAUCACUCCUUGCAUUUAUCCAAAUUCACCGAUUGGUUACAAACAUUGAAACAAAUUAGCAAAUAAUUUAAAUAUUGUAUUUAUAAUAAUUAAUUAGUUGAUAUGCAAGUAUCGAUUUAUAACUCUAUUGAUUAGAUUUGUAGUAGCAGUAGGAAACGCUUAAACAACCACAUGAGAAUUCGCACGAAAGUGCUUCUAGGACAACUCCAUUAAUGAACUCAAUUAUGUUAAAAAGGAAUAAAGUAAAGCAAAAAAGGAAUAGUUCCACUUCAGAAUCACUGUUCACAAUCCCCGGAAGAAGACAAAUAUUUGUAGACAUAGGCGAUAAGAAUACAGAAGCAGAAGUGCGUAUGAAAAGAAUAUUUCAAUAAAUCGUUUUGAA
Messenger RNA from Stomoxys calcitrans (stable fly), 2006 nucleotides. It is a transcript of the gene dimm, whose product is annotated as protein dimmed. Lineage: Eukaryota; Metazoa; Arthropoda; Insecta; Diptera; Muscidae. The transcript is spliced from 4 exons. Gene Ontology annotation, molecular function: protein dimerization activity. The coding region runs from base 422 to 1519 and encodes 365 amino acids. The record is from RefSeq and is a predicted model, not a curated record.